Messenger RNA from Dendroctonus ponderosae (mountain pine beetle), 2681 nucleotides. Its product is annotated as tetratricopeptide repeat protein 27. The coding region runs from base 126 to 2597 and encodes 823 amino acids. The record is from RefSeq and is a predicted model, not a curated record. Gene Ontology annotation, molecular function: protein binding. The transcript is spliced from 11 exons. NCBI's taxonomy places the organism in Eukaryota, Metazoa, Arthropoda, Insecta, Coleoptera, Curculionidae.
UCUCUCUUCAAUUCUAUAUCCCCGAUUCAUAACCUCACAUUGCCGUUUUUGUGUUAUUAGAGGCAUUUAUGUGUGGCGUUUUUUCCAAUUCGCCCUAAUUACUGAGUGGAACACCCAAGCGCAUCAUGGACGACAUAGCGGGCCUGCUGCAUGAGUACCUGCUGGUGGCUAAAAGCGUGGAGGAAAGUGAGAAGGAAUUGGCUCGGGAGGAGCUGAAAACAACGUUCGAAAGCCUGCAAAACCUGAUGCUGGACGAGGACAUCUGGAAACUGUUCCUGGACGAGCAGUACGACAUCGCGGACAUCAAGAGCCGCCUAAAUGUUAAGGACGAUCAAGAAAGAUGCCAGAUUUUCAAGUUUGGGAUGUCCUGUUUAAUUACGUUUACACAAGCGAACUUCACCGGGCCCCAUCCUUGCGAGAAGGUGGUGAACUUUCUCAAGCAAGACAUGUUCAAGAAACAGGACUUUCACAAGAUGCUCAGCUACAACAACGAGGAGAUCAACUGCAAAACCGAAUUUCCCCAGCUACUGGCGACAGCCAAAAUCAUCUUCGAAUGGUGCAUAGUGAACAGCAUAAUCAACAUUUGGUGGUACUGGAGGGCUUUGUACCUCCACCAGCAAAUUCUGGACGAGCUGAGCCCAUCGCUAUUAUCGGACGCUGAUCGGCUAUACAAACUACUCAUGUCCAACUUCAAAAUCAAAGCAACGGGCCGCUCAUUCUUCGAGGCCACUAAAGCAGCUCUCGACAUAGAAAUAGCGCAGCUCUACCUGUUAUUCCGACUAGUUGGAAAGGCCAACGGCCACAUUGAAUCGGCCAAGAAACUGAUGGACCUCAACUACGAAUACGUGGGAAUUCUUGGCAAAAGAACCAGGCAUCAAGAGAAAGAGAUUCCUCAGCUGGCUCUCAAAGUGUCGCUCAACGAAACGGAGGCGCAAAAAUCGGGCAGCAGCGACGAGAAUCCCCACCCCAUGAGCUGCCAGUGCGACGGGGAAUGCGAAUUCGAACAGAAGAAGCAGCAGACAAACACAAUCGACACCUUUCUCACAACGGACGAUGCGGUGCUACCGAAAAAUCUGCCCCUAAAUGACGACGUGCGCUUGGACCACGUCGCCCUAUCCAAGAACGUGAACGAGAAUCUGGUUCUAUCCAACAUCAGCCAAAAGCUGAUGCUCACCAUCGUUCAACAAAUGCUGAUUUCCAAACCGGCGGACGAGUUGCAGCAUGAGGAAAUUCUGCCGUUCGUCGAAUCCAUCCUAGCCCAGAAAAACACGUUUUGUGUGCGAGUAGUUUCCCUGUUGUUGAGGUGCCGAGCAGAGUCGAAAAACAGAAGAACUGUGGAGCGGGCCCUGAGACAAUGCGAAGAAGUGUUGAGUGCCUUCAGGAAGGACCAACCGGAGGCAUUUGACAGAUUCCACGAUGUUUUUGGAAGCGGCUUGCCUGCCAUGUGGAAGGUGACCAUCGAGUACGCCGACUUGCUGCUCAACAUUGGCCUGCCCAAAAACGCCCUGGAUCUUUACUUGAAGCUUCAGCUAUGGGAGGAGGUCAUCGUUUGCUACACCCUCAUGAACCAGCGGCACAAAGCUGCCGAAGUGAUCGCUCAACAGCUGGAGAAGAAACCCACUGUGAAACUCCUGUGUCUUUUAGGCGACGCAACUGAUGAUAUCACAUGCUACGAGAAGGCUUGGGAGCUGUCGAAGAGGCGCAGCCAUCGGGCGCAGCGCCACUGGGGCAACCAUCUGUACGCUAAGAAAAACUAUGCGGACUGCAUUCCGCAUUUCGAGAAAAGCGUGUCGAUUAAUCCGCUGCAAGCCAAUGUGUGGUUUCGUUUGGGAUUCGCAGCGCAUCAGACAGAAAACUGGCAAGUGGCGGCCACUGCAUAUAAGCGUUACACCACGUUGGAGCCUGAUGGCUUCGAGGCGUGGAACAAUCUGGCGCAGGCCUACCUGAAAAUCGGGAACAAGCGCAGCGCCCAUCAGGCGCUCUCCGAGGCCCUCAAGUGCAACUACGAGAACUGGAAGGUUUGGGAGAACUUCCUGAUAGUAAGUUCGGAUAUUUCGAUGUACUUCGACGUAAUCAGGGCGUAUCAUCGCAUGCUGGAUCUCAAAGAGAAAUACAUCAACAUCCACGUUCUGGGCGAACUAGUCUGCGACGUAGUCGAUAACAGUAUCGACUGCGAAGGCUUGCCAGCCGCCAGGUUUCUACAGAAAACGCGCGAGCUGCUUGGUAGAGUAGUCUCGAUCCAUCCAGGCGAGGGCAUUAUGUGGGAUCUGUACGCUAAAGUCGCGCCGACUGCCGCUUUAAAAGCGCAGCGCUUCCAGCGGGCCUUCAAGGCCUACACACGCAACGUCGACUGGCACAAGGAUCCGAAACAGUGCAACCAGGUUCUAUACGUUUGCUUCGAGCUGAGCGAAAUCGCUCUGAUGCCCGAGAUCGACGCCAGCAACACGCUGCUCAACUCUACGAAAAUGAUCCUCACUUGUGUGUUUUCCGCGCUGCAAAGUCAGGCCUAUGCCGAGAACAAGGAGGCCGUUGACCGUCUAGCCAUCACAUUCGAUGUGCUGAUCAGAAAGAUGACCAAUAAGGACGCGAGUAAGUGAACUUGUUGUCGAAGAAGGGUUUUAUUGUCUAUUAGUCUAGAUUGUAAGGAUUAUUGGAAGUUUCAUUAAAUUUUAACGCUACCA